UGUGGGAUGCAACGUUGCUAUAAUGAAAGGAAAAUAUUUUGCAACCUUGAUGCCAUCAAAAUUUCCCCUAAUAACAACUUUAGCUUACCCUCCUAAUUAUUACGAAGGAACUAAUCAAGAAGUUGCCACCAAUGAUCAGCCUGGAAGCCAUGACAAAAAUCCUGAGCAGGAACAAAAUUCAUCAGCUCAGCAGCCAGCGGCAACGCCUCAUUGGUAUCCUCUAUCUUGGAGAAGUGGUUUCCCCCGAGCUUUUUCUUUGAGGGAAGUUGAAGAGAUAACUGAUGGUUUCGGGGAAGAGAUCUUGCUUAAGAAAUCGGAAAACCUGAACGUUUAUGAGGGAAUUUUCCAGGAAACGCCUGUGGUGAUCAAAUCUUUCCAGGAAGACGACGACCGAUUCUGGACAGUGUUGAUGAUCCUUUCCAGGGUUCGCCAUCGCAACAUUAUGAACCUGGUGGGCUACUGCUGCACUGGCAGUAGCCGGUUAAUAAUCAGUGAUUUUCCAUGCUUGGGUACUCUUGCCAGUAACUUGAACGAUGAUGAGUUGGCGAGAAAAUUGACAUGGAAAGCAAGGUGGUAUAUAGCUAUAGAAAUUGGAGGAAGCUUGCGGUAUCUUCAUGAGGAGUGUGGAGAUGGACCUAUUGUUCACCAAUCUGUUUGUUCUGGUCAUAUUGUUUUUUCUCACGGUUGCUCUGCUAUGCUUUGCAAUUUCUUGGCGGCAAAGUGGCUUAAUCUCCAGGAAUCACCAGCUGAAACCGAAAAUUCGGAGCAAGAUGAGAAGCUUUAUAUAGAUGUGCGAGACUAUGGAAUGUUCCUAUUAGAGCUCAUCACCGGACAAAAUGCUGAGGAGAACAAGGGGCAGUCUUUGCUUGAUUGGGCAGUACCACUUAUAAAAGAUGGAAAUCUAGAGCAAGUGAAGGAUCCCAGAUUGCUGGAUGCUAAUAGUGAUAAGAAGAUGAUUCAAUAUAUGGCAAAGGCUGCCUUGCUCUGCCUCAAAUUUUAUGAUUCACCUCAUCCCCAACCUACAAUAAGUAAGAUUUUAGCAGUGGUUCGAGGUGAUCCACUUGCCAUCAGCAAGUGCUCUCCAUAGAAAAGCUCUGCUUGAAUUCAUGGACUGAGACAAGAAGAUAAGAAAAGGAAAGAAAGAAAUUAAAUAGUUUUUUUCACCAUGAAAAAUCAGUAACACAGAAUCAAAUGAGCUCCCUUCACUGUCUUGUUAUAUGGAAAACAAUUGCUCUUUAUA
Molecule: messenger RNA, 1240 nt
Organism: Pistacia vera
Lineage: Eukaryota; Viridiplantae; Streptophyta; Magnoliopsida; Sapindales; Anacardiaceae
Product: probable LRR receptor-like serine/threonine-protein kinase At2g23950
Exons: 6
Coding region: 23-1087 (354 amino acids)
Biological process (GO): protein phosphorylation
Cellular component (GO): plasma membrane
Molecular function (GO): ATP binding; protein kinase activity
Source: RefSeq, a predicted model, not a curated record